AGUAAAACUCCGCGAUUACACUCGAGCUGAUGACAAGUGCGCAGUUUACGAUCUGAGGUCAUUUUUAUUUCGUUAUGGAGUACAAAGAGAGCACUGCUCCUCAUACGAAACAGAAGAGAAAGAGUCAGAAAACGUCAUCGUCAUCUCCUGAACCCAGUGUUGUCUCUCUGAGGAGUGAGAACUCCAUGGGCUUCCCUCCUGAACUCAGUGAUAAAAUAGAAACAUCUGACUUUAUAUCAAACAUUACACAUAAACAUGAUCUGUCUCCAGUCGUGCAUCAGGACUGUCAUGAUGAAUCAGUGGAUGAUGUUCUUCAGAGAGUCAAAGACAAACACAAAAGCAUUAUGAAGAACAAGUAUGAGAGUUUAUUUGAGGGAAUCAAAGCACAAGAGAAUCAAACCAUCCUGAAGAGAAUUUACACACAGCUGUACAUCAUAGAGGGAGAGAGUGAAGGAGUGAAUGAAGAACAUGAGGUUUUACACAUGGAGACAAAGCCCAGAAGAACACAAGACUUACAAGACACUCCAAUCUACUGCAAUGACAUCUUUAAAGCUCAAUCACAUCAAAGAGACAAAAUCAAGAGUGUUCUUACUAAAGGCAUCGCUGGAAUUGGAAAAACAGUCUCUGUGCACAAGUUCAUUCUGGAUUGGGCCGAGGGAACAGCCAAUCAGGACGUAGAUUUCAUGUUCCUGCUUCCGUUUCGAGAGCUGAACUUGAUUCGAGAGCAUCGCUACAGUCUUCACAAACUUCUGCUGGACUUUCAUCCUGAACUUCAAGAUGUGGACUCGAAGAUUUAUGAGGAGUGUAAAGUUGUGUUCAUCUUUGAUGGUCUGGAUGAAAGCAGAAUGACUCUGAUGUUUUCAGACAGUGAGAAAGUUUCUGAUGUGACUGACACUUCAUCAGUGGCUGUGUUGAUGUCAAACCUCAUGAAAGGAGAUCUGCUUCCCUCUGCUCUCAUCUGGAUCACCUCCAGACCAGCAGCAGCCAAUCAGAUCCCCUCCAAAUACAUCACGCGUGUGACAGAAAUCCAGGGAUUCAACGACGCUCAGAAGGAGGAAUAUUUCAGGAAGAGAAUCAGCGACGAGCAUCAAGCCAGCAGAAUCAUGUUACACAUCAGAAGAGCGAGAAGCCUCCACAUCAUGUGUCACAUACCAGUCUUCUGUUGGAUCUCAUCCACUGUGCUUCAGAAGAUCCUGACACAAGAUCACAGUGAAGAAAUCCCCAAAACUCUGAGUGAAAUGUACAUCCACUUCCUGCUGAUUCAGAUGAAGAUGAAGAAUGAGAAGUAUGAUCCAGAGAGAGAUCCAGAGAUCAACAGAGAAGUGAUUGUGAAACUGGCUGAAGUGGCUUUCAAACAGCUGAUGAAGGGCAAUGUGAUGUUCUAUGAGGAGGAUCUGAGAGAGUGUGGGAUAGACAUCACUGACGCCUCAGUGUAUUCUGGGAUCUGUACUGAGAUCUUUAAGGAGGAAUCUGUCAUUCAUCAGAGGAAGAUCUACAGCUUCAUACAUCUCAGCUUUCAGGAGUUUCUCGCUGCGUUUUACAUAUUUUACAUGCAUGCAGUCAAUGAUGAGCAGUUGUUUUGGUAUAAAGGGGAUUGUGACUGUGAGGGGGGCAGUCUGGAGGAAUUCUCACCCUGUGAGUCACUAAUAAGAGGUGCUAUAGAUGAAGCACUCGAGAGUAAAUCUGGUCAUCUGGAUCUUCUCUUGAGAUUUCUUCUGGGCAUCUCACUGGAUUCCAAUCAGAGACUCUUACAGGAUCUACUGACACAAACUGUGGACACAUCACAAACCAUCAAGAACACCACACAGCACAUCAAAGUGAAAAUUAAACAGGAAAAUCUCUCAGCUGAAAGAUCCAUCAAUCUGUUCUUGUGUCUGUCUGAAGUGAAUGAUCAGACUCUGAACAGAGAGAUUGAGGAGUUUGUGAGAUCAGACAAACACUCAGAGAAGAAACUCUCUGCUGCUCACUGUUCAGCAAUAGCCUACAUGCUUCAGAUGUCAGAGGAGGUGAUGGAUGAGUUUGAUCCGAAGAAAUACAACACAACACAGGAGGGCAGAAGAAGACUCGUACCAGCUGUCAACAACUGCACAAGAGCUCUGCUUUCAGGCUGUAAUCUCAAUGUUGAGUCCUGUAAAAUCAUCUCUUCAGCUCUUCAGUCCUCUGAGUGUCCUCUGAGAGAGCUUGAUGUGAGUAACAAUGAUCUUCAGGAUUCAGGAGUGAAGCUGAUCUAUGAUGCUCUCAAGAAAACAAACUGUCAUCUACAGAUACUGAGGUUAGCAGGCUGUUGUCUGACAGCUACGUGUUGUGAGAGUUUGUCUUCAGCUCUUCAGUCCUCUGAGUGUCCUCUGAGAGAUCUUGAUGUGAGUAACAAUGAUCUUCAGGAUUCAGGAGUGAAGCUGAUCUCUGAUGCUCUCAAGAACACAAACUGUCAUCUACAGAAACUGAGAUUGUCCAUGUGUAGUCUGACAGCUGAGUGUUGUGAGAGUUUAUCUUCAGCUCUUCAGUCCUCUGAGUGUCCUCUGAGAGAUCUUGAUGUGAGUAACAAUGAUCUUCAGGAUUCAGGAGUGAAGCUGAUCUCUGAUGCUCUCAAGAACACAAACUGUCAUCUACAGAUACUGAGGUUAUCAGGUUGUAUGGUGACAGAUGAAGGAUGUUGUUAUUUGGCUUCAGCUCUGAGUUCAAACCCGUCACACCUGAGAGAACUCGACCUGAGCUACAACCACCCACAACACUCAACACUUCAGCUGCUCGCUUAUCAAGAUGAUCCAAACUACACACUCAACAAACUCAAUGUGAGACACAGGAGUGAGUUCAUGAUGAAGGCAGGACUUCAAAAAUAUGCGCGUGAUCUCACGCUGGAUCCAAACACAGCAAACCCUCAUCUCAUGCUGUCUGAAGAGAACAGAAAGGUGACGUAUGUGAUCGAGAAGCAGCCGUAUCCUAAUCAUCCAGACAGAUUUAAGGGCUUCAAGCAAGUGUUGUGUGGAGAGAGUCUGAGCGGACGCUGUUACUGGGAGGCUGAAUUCACCUGGAAAGCUGACAUAUUUGUGACGUAUAAAAGCAUCGGCAGGAAGGAGAGAAGCGGUGGAUGUGGGAUCAACGUGAACUCCUGGAGUCUGUACUGCUCUGAUGGAGGAUUCACUGCCUCUCACAAUAAUAAAAUAACAGACGUGUGUGUUCCUUCACCUCUCUCUAAUCGAGUCGGGGUGUAUGUGGACGGUCCAGCCGGCACUGUGUCCUUCUACAGCGUCUCUGACACACACACACUCACACACUUACACACAUUCUACACAACAUUCACUAAACAUCUAUACGCUGGCUUUAGAGUUUACGACUCUGUGUUACUCUGUUAGCCUCUCUUCACACUUACAGUAUGUGCGCUUUAUUAAAACAUCUUGUGUUUAUUUGGAAACUGACCUUGGAGAAGCGCAGAAAAAAAUAAGGAACGAUUCUUUGUGUUUUAUUCACGAGUACAUUAAGACACAACCGAAAUUGUAUUUUGCUUUGUAAAUGUAUUUUACAAAGUGUGGAUCACAUGUGUGGAUCUGAGAGAGAUGUGUGUUAUUAUGAUGAUCUAUAGUUUGGUAUAUAGUCUCUCAGCCUUUGCUUGUGUGUCCUGAUGCUCACGUCUCUUUGGACUGUUACUUGUAGAUAUUCUGCAGUUGUUUUCAUUAUUUCUCUCUCUGUGUACAUUGUACAUUGUUCAGCACUAAACUCUUUGCUUAUUUGUACCUUCAUCAUGCUUAAUGUCCUUAUGUUGUUUUAAAAGAGCCAGUCUUUUGCUGUUUUAAAGGCUUUGAUGAUGUUUUUUGGGUGUUAAACAAUGGAUGUUCAUGUUUCUACUUUCUACUGAAAAUCGCUUUAUAUGUCACAUAUUUCAAGUCUAUUGUUCUAGUCUAUUCUAGUCUAUUUCUAGUCUAGGUUAAGUUAAAGUGAUAUAAGCAGGACCUGGAGCAAGUUUCAGUAGUCAAAUAUCUCGGUGUAUGGAUGGAAUCUAGGCUGACAUUUGCUAUACAUGCUAAAAAACUGAUCAAGAAAUGUAAAAUAGGAGUAAAUAUUUUAAGAUGUUUAUCUGGGGUUGAAUGGGGAGCUUGUAGAUUAUCGUUGAAAAGAAUAUAUAAUACAUUAAUCAGAUCAA
Triplophysa dalaica is the source of this 4138-nucleotide messenger RNA. RefSeq names its product NACHT, LRR and PYD domains-containing protein 3-like. The transcript has 9 exons. NCBI's taxonomy places the organism in Eukaryota, Metazoa, Chordata, Actinopteri, Cypriniformes, Nemacheilidae. The record is from RefSeq and is a predicted model, not a curated record. Bases 75 to 3353 code for a protein of 1092 amino acids. Gene Ontology annotation, molecular function: protein binding.